Gracilinanus agilis (Agile Gracile Mouse Opossum) is the source of this 1418-nucleotide messenger RNA. RefSeq names its product zinc finger protein 830 (gene ZNF830). Gene Ontology annotation, cellular component: nucleus; spliceosomal complex. Gene Ontology annotation, molecular function: nucleic acid binding; zinc ion binding. Gene Ontology annotation, biological process: nuclear DNA replication; mitotic DNA replication checkpoint signaling; mitotic DNA damage checkpoint signaling. Bases 10 to 1092 code for a protein of 360 amino acids. The transcript has a single exon. NCBI's taxonomy places the organism in Eukaryota, Metazoa, Chordata, Mammalia, Didelphimorphia, Didelphidae. The record is from RefSeq and is a predicted model, not a curated record.
GCCGCCAAGAUGGCGUCGCCCGCUUCGGCUGGGAAGCGGACCGUGAAGCAGGAUGAGCUGCGACGGCUCAUGAAGUCCGAGAAGCAGCGGCUGAGCGCCAGCCGAAAGAGAGUGGAGUCCCCCUUCGCCAAAUACAACCGCUUGGGUCAGCUGAGCUGCUCGCUGUGCGGCGUCGCGGUGAAGAGUGAGUUGCUGUGGCCCACCCACGUCCUGGGAAAACAGCAUAAGGAGAAGGUGGCGCAGCUGAAGGGUCCCAAGGAGCCUGCCCCGGGGCCCGCGCACCCUCCGCCGGCCAAAAGAACCGGCCCCGAGCCGUCGUGGGACCCAGAGGCGAAGAGAGCGCGGGGCGGCGACCCCCAGGCCUCAGCGCCUGCCGCCUCUGGGCUGCCAGCCGACUUCUUUGACUCGGGCGCGAAGGAGGCGCCCAAGGAGGCCCCCCGAAAAACAUCGGGGCUCAGUUUGCUCCCAGACUACGGAGACGACGACGAGGAGGAGGAAGAGGAGGAGGAGAAAAAGGGAGAGGCUAGCGAACCCCAACCUCCCGCCCUUCCCCCUUCCUCGCAGGAGGCUGCGGCCAGCGGACUGCCUGCCGACUUCUUCGACCAGAAGACCCCGACUGCCCCAGUUGUCUUCCAUUCGGGGUCGAUCCAGAAGCCCGAAGUGCAAGAGAAAGUGGUGGAAAGGCGGGAGAAUACGGCUGAGGCUCUUCCCGAGGGGUUCUUCGAUGACCCCGAAAUCGACGCCAAGGUGCGCAAAGUGGACGCACCCAAGGACCAGAUGGACAAGGAGUGGGACGAGUUCCAGAAGGCCAUGAGGCAGGUCAACACUAUUUCCGAAGCCAUCGUAGCUGAGGAGGAUGAGGAGGGUCGUUUGGACCGGCAGAUCGGGGAGAUAGAUGAACAGAUCGAGUGCUAUCGUCGGGUGGAGGUACUCAGGGACCGGCAGGACGUCUUGAAAAGUAAACUUAAGGAAGUACUGACUUUGAGGGAAUUGCAGAAAAAGGAGGACGAGAAUAACCUAGGCAGUGAUGAUGAGGGGGAGUUGCAAGAUCUGCUCUCUCAGGAUUGGAGGGUGAAGGGAGCUCUGUUGUAAAAUGUCGAAAGAAAGAUUGCAAGUGCCAUUUCUUUUGGUAUUGACAUAUGGACAAAAUGAAAGAUUACGAGAACUCUUUAGGGGGAAAUGGUAUGAAUUGUUUUUUAUUUUAUUUUUGCAUUCAAUUAUUUUGAGAACUUUCCUGGACACUAAAAUUCCAAGUGUUUUCCUCUCAAUAUUCUAGGUCUAAAAUGCAAAAUCAUUUUGUGUGAGUGUUGCAAAUUGUAAAUGUUGUAAAAAGUUAAAUAUAUUUACAACUGAUAUUUCUAAUUUAAUAUUCCUGGGGUCCAGUUCCUAUUGCAGAACUAUAAAAUACUAAGUUCAUU